ACCCGCCGCGGCUCUGCUAACUGACUACUUCCGGUAGUUGUAGUUUCUAAUGAUUUUCUCACUUGUGCGCGAGAUAUAACACUAUAUUGGUGUUUAUCUUCAACCGGGCUGAAAAGGGAAAAAAAUGUCAUACAACUACGUCGUCACCGCUCAGAAGCCCACGGCGGUCAACGCCUGCAUCACGGGCCACUUCACCUCUGCAGAGGACCUCAAUUUGCUUAUUGCUAAAAACACAAGAUUGGAGAUCUAUGUUGUCACAGCUGAAGGUCUCAGACCUGUCAAAGAGGUGGGCAUGUAUGGCAAGAUCGCUGUCAUGGAACUCUUUAGGCCCAAGGGUGAAAACAAAGAUCUGCUCUUUAUUCUCACAUCCAAGUACAAUGCCUGCAUCCUUGAAUACAAACAGAACGGCGAGAGCAUUGACAUCAUCACUCGCGCCCACGGAAAUGUCCAGGAUCGCAUCGGGCGUCCCUCAGAGACAGGCAUUAUUGGAAUUGUUGACCCAGAAUGCCGUAUGAUUGGCCUGCGGCUAUAUGAUGGCUUGUUUAAGGUGAUCCCUUUGGAUCGGGACAAUCGUGAGCUUAAAGCCUUCAACAUCAGACUGGAGGAGCUGCAAGUUAUUGAUGUCCACUUCCUCUAUGGCUGCCAGGCUCCAACUGUGUGCCUCAUUUACCAGGACCCCCAGGGACGCCAUGUCAAGACAUAUGAAGUUUCUCUAAGGGAAAAAGAGUUCAACAAGGGCCCUUGGAAACAGGAGAAUGUAGAGGCUGAAGCAUCCAUGGUCAUACCAGUGCCUGAGCCUUUUGGUGGUGCUAUAAUCAUAGGACAGGAGUCCAUUUCAUAUCACAACGGAGACAAAUAUUUGGCCAUUGCACCACCCACUAUCAAGCAAAGCACCAUUGUCUGUCACAACCGAGUGGACCCUAACGGAUCACGCUACCUGCUGGGAGAUAUGGAUGGCCGCCUUUUCAUGUUGCUGCUGGAGAAGGAGGAACUAAUGGAUGGAACGGUUGCACUUAAAGACUUGCAUGUGGAAUUGUUAGGAGAGACAUCCAUUGCUGAGUGUUUGACCUACUUGGAUAACGGCGUGGUCUUUGUGGGAUCCAGGCUGGGUGAUUCCCAAUUGGUAAAGCUAAAUGUGGACAGCAAUGACCAGGGCUCAUAUGUGGCUGUCAUGGAGACUUUUACCAAUUUGGGGCCCAUUGUGGAUAUGUGUGUGGUAGACUUGGAGAGGCAAGGCCAAGGCCAGCUGGUUACAUGCUCAGGUGCAUUCAAGGAAGGGUCUCUUCGGAUCAUCCGCAAUGGCAUUGGAAUUCAUGAGCAUGCCAGCAUUGACCUACCAGGAAUCAAAGGUUUGUGGCCUCUGCGCUCUGAAGCAGGCAGAGAGACAGAUGACAUGCUGGUGUUGUCAUUCGUUGGUCAGACACGUGUACUGAUGCUGAGCGGCGAGGAGGUCGAGGAGACAGAACUUCCAGGCUUUGUGGACAACCAACAGACGUUUUACUGUGGCAAUGUUGCACACCAGCAGCUGAUUCAGAUCACAUCCGGCUCUGUUCGCUUGGUGCUUCAGGAGAGCAAGGCCUUGGUGAGCGAGUGGAAGGAGCCACAGGGCAGGAACAUCAGCGUGGCUGCUUGCAACCACACUCAGGUGGUGCUUGCUGUUGGACGUGCCCUUUACUAUCUCCAGAUCUUGGCUGGGGAGCUCAAACAGAUUGGCAACACAGAGAUGGAGCAUGAGGUGGCCUGCCUUGACAUCACGCCUCUGGGAGAAGGUGGCGGUGAGUCACCGCUCUGCGCCGUGGGAUUGUGGACCGACAUCUCAGCGCGCGUGCUAAAACUGCCUUGCUUCACUGCCCUGCACAAGGAAAUGCUGGGUGGAGAGAUCAUCCCUCGUUCCAUCCUAAUGACCACUUUUGAAGGCAGCUACUACCUGCUCUGUGCCCUUGGAGACGGCGCACUCUUCUACUUUGGCCUGGAUCUGCAGACGGGUUCCUUGAGUGAGCGUAAAAAAGUCACCCUGGGAACGCAGCCCACUGUGCUGAGGACCUUUCGAUCUCUUUCAACCUCCAAUGUCUUUGCCUGCUCCGAUCGCCCCACUGUCAUUUAUUCUUCGAACCAUAAGCUGGUCUUUUCCAACGUCAACCUCAAGGAGGUCAACUAUAUGUGCCCACUCAACUCUGAAGGUUACCCAGACAGCCUGGCUCUGGCUAACAACAGCACUCUGACAAUCGGUACCAUUGAUGAGAUUCAAAAACUCCACAUCCGCACUGUUCCUCUCUAUGAAUCCCCCAGACGGAUUUGUUACCAGGAGGUUUCCCAGUGUUUUGGUGUCCUGUCCAGUAGGGUGGAGAUUCAGGAUGUGAGCGGUACCACCUCUGCUGUCCGGCCCAGUGCCAGUACCCAGGCUCUUUCCAGCAGUGUGAGUUCUAGCAAGCUCUUCCCCAGCAGCACUUCUCCCCAUGAGACGUCUUUUGGUGAUGAGGUGGAGGUUCACAGCCUGCUAGUCGUGGAUCAGCACACCUUUGAAGUGCUCCACGCUCAUCAGUUCCUCCCGAGUGAGUAUGCCCUCAGCAUGGUUUCUUGCCGCCUUGGUAAAGACCCAUCCGUCUACUUCAUCGUCGGCACUGCCAUGGUCUACCCAGAGGAGGCUGAGCCCAAGCAGGGCCGUAUAAUUGUCUUCCACUACACUGACGGAAAGCUGCAAACUGUAGCAGAAAAGGAGGUGAAAGGAGCGGUCUACUCAAUGGUUGAAUUCAAUGGAAAACUCUUGGCCAGCAUCAACAGCACGGUCCGUCUGUAUGAGUGGACGGCAGAGAAAGAGCUGCGGACCGAGUGCAACCACUACAACAACAUCAUGGCCCUUUAUCUGAAAACCAAAGGAGAUUUCAUCCUGGUGGGAGACCUGAUGAGGUCUGUCCUGCUGCUGGCAUACAAACCCAUGGAGGGCAACUUUGAAGAGAUUGCACGGGACUUCAAUCCUAACUGGAUGAGUGCCGUGGAAAUCCUGGAUGAUGACAACUUUCUUGGGGCAGAGAACGCCUUUAAUCUGUUUGUAUGCCAGAAAGACAGUGCGGCCACCACAGACGAGGAGCGUCAGCACCUCCAAGAAGUGGGGCUCUUCCACCUCGGAGAAUUUGUUAAUGUCUUCUGCCACGGUUCGCUGGUACUGCAGAAUCUGGGCGAGAGUUCCACACCCACCCAAGGGUCUGUCCUCUUUGGCACGGUCAAUGGCAUGAUUGGACUGGUGACCUCCCUGUCUGAGAGUUGGUACAGCCUUCUCCUGGACCUUCAGAACCGCCUCAACAAAGUCAUCAAGAGUGUGGGCAAGAUCGAGCAUAGUUUCUGGAGAUCCUUCCACACGGAGCGAAAGACGGAUCAGGCCACAGGAUUUAUCGAUGGCGAUCUGAUUGAAAGCUUCCUAGACCUCGGCCGAGCCAAGAUGCAGGAGGUCGUCAGCACGCUACAGAUCGAUGACGGCAGUGGCAUGAAGCGUGAAGCCACAGUGGACGAGGUCAUUAAGAUUGUGGAAGAGCUGACAAGGAUCCACUAGCCUUUCACGCCCAGCUGACGACACACACAAGAAUGGUCCCUGUGGAGGAAUGAAUCUGAAAAGAAAUGAUUUGGUCUUUGCAGAAGUGUAAAUAAUUAUAAAUAAAACAUGGAGACCUUGAAGGUGCACCAGAACUGCACUCUUCAUUUUUGAGAAGUGUCUCCUGGUGAAGCAUAGCAUCUAAUAAAAAGACCAAAGUGAAAACAUUGGUCUGAGUGUGUGAGUGUGUGAGUGUGUGAGUGUGUGAGUGUGUGAGUGUGUGAGUGUGUGAGUGUGUGAGUGUGUGAGUGUGUGAGUGUGUGAGUGCGUAUGUGUGCGUGUGCGUGUGCGUGUGCGUGUGCGUGUGCGUGUGCGUGUGUGCGUGUGUGUGUGUGUGUGUGUGUGUGUGUGUGUGUGUGUGUGUGUGUGUGUGUGUGUGUGUGUGUGUGUGUGUGUGUGUGUGUGUGUGUGUGUGUGUGUGUGUGUGUGUGUGUGUGUGUGUGUGUGUGUGUGUGUGUGUGUGUGCGCGCGCGCGCGCGCGUGUGUAGUAUGGAGCAAUGUAUGGGAAAAAAAACAAUACGGAAAUGUGACAUCUUCCUCACCACCUUUUAGCACGUGAGAUCUCCAAACCGGUUAGCAAGGAAUUUACAUGCCACAAUUUAAAUGUAACAGCUUGUUCAAGGCUAUCAAUAAAGUCUGGUGGAAAACAACAAAAAGAGGAAAUUAAUAGAUUUAUAGCUAUUUUGUCUUUGUGAUGGUUUUUUUGUCCAAUAAACUUUGCUUUAGUACUCUUA
Molecule: messenger RNA, 4320 nt
Organism: Nerophis ophidion (straightnose pipefish)
Lineage: Eukaryota; Metazoa; Chordata; Actinopteri; Syngnathiformes; Syngnathidae
Gene: ddb1
Product: damage-specific DNA binding protein 1
Exons: 27
Coding region: 125-3547 (1140 amino acids)
Biological process (GO): proteasome-mediated ubiquitin-dependent protein catabolic process; DNA repair
Cellular component (GO): site of double-strand break; nucleus
Molecular function (GO): protein binding; nucleic acid binding
Source: RefSeq, a predicted model, not a curated record